AUGGCGGCUUCAAGGAAAAAGUGGACGGAACGUGAUACUGUAAGGUUCGUGGAACUGUAUGAAGAAGAACAAGUGUUGUGGAAUAUGCGACUCAAAGACUGUAAACAAAAAAGAUGCCCGGAAUGCGCUAUUCAGUGCAUUAUACAUAACCUCAAUAUGGAGGCUACAAUUCAAGAGGUGAACACGAAAAUAAAUAACAUUCGUAGCACAUACACCCAGGAAAAAGUAAAAAUUAAAAAAUCUACUGGGACCGGAUCAGGGGCUAAUGAUGUGUAUGUUCCUUCAUUGGCUUGGUAUGAAAUCGCCGACAGAUUUUUAUCUGGGGUCAUAAAAAGCAGGAAAACUUAUCAGAAUGUGAUUCACAUUCAAUGUGAUGCAACAAGGCAAGAAUCAACACAACUUGUUGUAGUAAAUGAUGCAUUACAAGAGGAAGGCAUAGAAGUUCAGAUCCAACGUGAUGCAACAAGCCAAGAAACAUCACCAAAAUUUGUAGUAGAUUAUCAAUACCAAGAAGCAAUUCGAAGCAUUGGCGGGAUUCAAAAUAAUGAGAAUUAUCGCUAUUUUGAAGUAGUUUGUAGGUAG
Molecule: messenger RNA, 582 nt
Organism: Parnassius apollo (apollo)
Lineage: Eukaryota; Metazoa; Arthropoda; Insecta; Lepidoptera; Papilionidae
Source: the annotation of a GenBank genome assembly